Messenger RNA from Galendromus occidentalis (western predatory mite), 5328 nucleotides. RefSeq names its product NFX1-type zinc finger-containing protein 1. Gene Ontology annotation, cellular component: nuclear RNA-directed RNA polymerase complex; nucleus. The transcript has 21 exons. Gene Ontology annotation, molecular function: helicase activity; zinc ion binding. The record is from RefSeq and is a predicted model, not a curated record. Gene Ontology annotation, biological process: regulatory ncRNA-mediated heterochromatin formation. NCBI's taxonomy places the organism in Eukaryota, Metazoa, Arthropoda, Arachnida, Mesostigmata, Phytoseiidae.
ACUCAGCUCGUUGGAAGGGAAUCGUAUGAUGGCUCCGUGGAACGACGCUUCCAACUUGGAUCUCUACGCCAAAAUCAAAACGACUCGCGAUCAAUUCACAAAUGCCGCGAAUCUCGACGUCGCUUGCCGGGAGGCAACGGUGAGGGGUCCGAGAAUCUACAAGGGCUACAGAACUUCCGGGCAGGCAUCGACGAAUUUCCGCGAGAUGUGCAUUUUCCCCACCAAAGAAGAUCUCGAGGAAGAACAUCCUUUCCUGAGGAAAAACAUCAUAAAAGGUGCCUACGAGAGUGUCGACGAUUAUCUCGAUGUACAGUUCCGUUUGCUCCGGGAGGACUACGUUACUCCGCUGCGUGACGGUUUGCGAGAAUUCAAGAAUUUGGGAGGUGAAUUCUGCCGUCAAAAACUUCGUUCCAUCCAAGAUGUGCGUUUCUAUGGUGGAGUACUAUACCAGAGGCCGCAGUCGUCCGGACCUAAACUCACGCUGGUGCUCGCACUCGAAGACCACAAAUUCAUCAAUUGGAGCCGCUCCAAGCGCUUCACGAACGGCUCCUUGAUUGGCAUUUCUCCGGACAAGUUCGAGACGAUCAUUUUCGCUACCGUCUGCAACAGGGAUGUGGAAGCCUUGAGUCAGUCGGGUAUUCUGACAUUGGACCUGUGCUUCGAAGAGGAUAUGCUGGAGUUCAAGUCCGGUAUCGAGUUCAGUUUGGUUGAGAGCAGCGGAGCCUACUUCGAAGCCUAUCGUCACAAUCUUGCAGUGAUCCAGUCCAUCACAGAGCUGCCGUUUUCGAGGCAAUUGGUUUUCGCGGAAAAAGACGUGCGGGCGCCUUCUUUCAUGUCUGAUUACACAGAGCUGGACAUGGCACCGAUACUCAAGCAUGAGACGGGCGGAAUGAGAAUGCUCUCUGUCGACGCGUGGCCGCAUCUGGAGGAUACCGUCUUGAAUAUUCGACAGUACGAGGCCAUACGGAAUGCGUUCCGCAACGAAGUGUGCGUAAUACAGGGUCCGCCAGGUACCGGAAAGACAUUCGUCGGUCUCAAAAUCGUCGAGCUUCUGAUCGCGAACAGACUAUCUAGAAAGCCCAUCCUAAUCGUCUGCUACACGAAUCACGCUCUCGACCAGUUCCUCGAAGGUAUAUCGAAGUUCACUCGUGAUAUCGUCCGCGUCGGGGGCCGCUGUAACUCGGAGAAUCUGGAGAAAUUCACCCUCCGCAGUCGCCGUCGCUACCACGAUUUUCGCUCUCCCGAAAAUUACGAUCGGCAGAAAUUGAGAACACUGAUGAUGACCCUCUCAGAAAAAAGGGACGUUCUCAUGCGACAGCUCGAGCAAAUAGAAAACUCUAUAGCAUCAUUCGAAGGGAGAGCGAUAUUCGAAGAUGUGACGGGGGGCGGUGAGCGAUGGAGAAACGUACUCCAAGUCAACUCCAUCGCUCGGAUUCUUCAAGAGGAGGAGGCGCAAGUUGCUGAAGAAAACUUGGAAGACGACGGACACUUGAGCGACGAAGAUCGGGGAGAGUUGGAGGAUGAACUCGAAACUCCGAUCCGACCAAAAUGCCAUUCGAGGACAGAGAUAGCGAUCAGAACGUUGCUCGGAUCCCACAAACGAGAAAGCUUGGAUGGCGCAUUCGAUGAGCUACCCUACAUCAAAUACAAAUGGGCACGACGCCGGGCGUGGGAGGAGAUGCUGGAGAGCGCCGAUUCCCAAUCACUCCCGAUGACGACUGCCCCUCCCGCGCUUUCGGUUUUCGAGUGGUGGAAGCUGUACCGAGAAGUACAUUGGGAUCGAGCCGUCGAGGCUGCGACGCAUUACCUCAAAGCUUGUAAGCAGCUGCGUCAUCAGCCGAGCGGACUCCUUGUGGAAUCAGAGCAUCUCCAGAUCUUGAACCAGCCCCCGACGGACGAGGUCGGCCUGACCCUGAGGUGUCUGCAUUACCGUUUGAAGCGAAUCCGCCAAGAGUUUCUGGACAACUCUAAACAACUCAACGAAGUAGAGAAUUUGAUGGAUUCGGAAAUCAUCAAGAGCGCUACGAUCGUCGGGAUGACGACAACAGGCGCGGCGAAAUACAAUGCAAUGCUCCGUAGGGCCGAGUGUGAGAUCAUCGUUGUUGAAGAGGCGGCCGAAGUGCUAGAAGCUCAUCUCAUCACGACCUUGGGUCCAUCGACGAAGCAGCUCAUACUUAUCGGGGACCAUCAACAAUUGCAGCCCAGCGCCACUGUUUACAAACUUGCGACCCAUUUCAAUCUCCAAGUUUCUCUCUUUGAGAGACUCAUCAACAACGGUAUCACUUACGUGCGACUGCAGGAACAGCAUCGCAUGAGGGACGAAUUCUUGAAACUACUCGUACCGACGAUCUAUGCGGAUUACUUCUCUCAUGAGAGCGUUUCGAGCUACGAAAACGUUCGAGGUCUGGCGCAGAACCUAUUCUUCGUCACUCAUGAACAUAGUGAAAAUGUCGAGAGCGAGAAUAGCUCGAAAUCGAAUUCAUUCGAAGCCGGGUUCGUCACUCGCCUGGCUCUAUAUCUGCGCAUGCAGGGUUACUCCCCGUCGCAAAUCGUCAUACUCACUACGUACUCCGGUCAGGUGCGUGGGCUACUGGAAGCACUAUUAGUAUGAAUUAAAACUUUCCGCUCCAUCUACGCAGGGAUUCGGAUCACGACGGUGGACAAUUAUCAGGGCGAAGAAAGCGACAUCGUCAUCGCUUCGUUCGUCAGGAGCAACGUGGACGAAAAAAUCGGCUUUCUUUCCAGGGACAAUCGCGUGUGCGUGGCUCUCUCCAGAGCGAAGAAAGGUUUUUAUUGCGUGGGAAAUAUCGCGAUGCUCGCGAAAGCCUCGAAAACAUGGGAGAACAUAUCUCGAACUCUCCUUGAGGGGAACCAUGUGAACAAAGGUCUAGAACUUUACUGCGAUACCCACAAUUUUCGCCUAAUGGCUACAGAGGCCCGUGACUUCGAUGAGUUCUCUGACGGAGGAUGUUCGCAGCCAUGUGGAUAUCGUCUGGAUGCUUGUGGUCAUGUUUGCCCGAAAACCUGCCAUAAGUUGUAUGCCGACCACGAAGAGAUACUGUGUCGACGAAAAUGCGAGAGGGAGCGACCUUGUGGCCACCCUUGUGUGCUGGAUUGCUUCCAAAGCUGCGGAAAAUGCUACUCCGAAGUGAUUAAGACUCUAGGUUGCGGACACGAAGUCAGAACUGUAUGUCACCUGCCGCCCGAACUUAUAGAGUGCAGCAUCGUCGUCGAGAAACCCUUGGAGAAAUGCGCGCACUCAGCGAGCCUCCCAUGCUGCUCUCCAACGAAGGAUUAUCGAUGCCAAGAACCCUGCCAGCGUCUGAUGCCGUGUAACCUUCAUCCGUGCACGAAAAAAUGCUCGUCGCCUUGUGGGAAAUGCAUGGAGUUCGUUGAAAUGGAAUCUCCUUGUGGUCACAUGGUCACGGUGCAGUGUCGAGAUAGCAAAGAUGAAGACUGUCUCCGACACGCUUGUGUAGCGAAUGUUGAACUUGAGCUGCCCUGCGGGCACAAAAACAUGAUCGCUUGCUCACUGAGAAACGCGACCGUCAUCACAGACCUAGAAGAUCGUUGCCAGCAACGAACUAGUGUGUCAUGCUCUUCUGGACAUAAAUUCCAUGCGAAGUGCUCGGUCGCCAAACAGCAAGAGUCCGUCGACGAGCGUUGCGCCUCCGAAGUGUCCGUCCCACUCCCGUGCGGCCACAGUAUCGAACGACCAUGUAACGAGGUUCAGCGCCUCGAUGUUUCGGAAAUUCAAUGCCGAAAAUUAGUUGAAGUGGAUCUGUUGUGCGGUCACAGUACGGAGGUAGAGUGCAAGUUGGUGUCAAGCAAAACCUACGACAUCGUGUGUCGAGCUACUGUGGAAGAGACUCUCGGCUGUGGACACAAGCUCCUCCGUAAAUGUGGUGAAGAAGGAAAAUGCAUGGAGAGAGUCACCACGAAGAAACCUUCUUGUGGCCAUGAAGUUGUCACCCAGUGUUGGACGCUCAGCCGCGAGAGCCUAGCCCAGGAGAGCUGCCCAGCUCCGUGCAAAAAAAUUCUUCAGUGUGGUCACGGCUGCAAAGGUUCGUGCUCUGGAUGUUCCGGCGAUGGUUUUCAUCGGGAAUGCCUCUUCAAGUGUCAGGCGACAUUGUUCUGCGGCCACCCUUGUGGCUCGAUCUGCCACUCCCAGUGCAACCCGUGCCAGAGGAAAGAGAAAGUCGUCUGUUCUCAUGGUGUCAAAACCGUCGAAUGCUCCUCGCUCAUCAACGAGCCGUGCACCAAGACACCCCGACACUGCGAACACUUGGACUGCGGAGCGGAACGGUGCACCGACUGUCAUUGCAGGUGCGAUGCUCGCUGCACCAGAAUUUUGUCGUGUUCGGGAGGUGGUCGAGGGAGGAAUAAGACCAGAAGUUCGAACCAUCAAUGCGUCGGACUCUGCUCUGAACUCUGCGUGUGUAAAAUAUGUUACGCUCGGGAGAUAAACGGUGCGACUCUGGCGGAAAACGUCAGCUUCAAGAACGCUCGUUUCAUAAAACUUCCGUGUAACCAUGUGUUCGAGGUCAACUGGUUCGAUGAAUACAUUCGACGGCACGGAAACGUCUUGCGCUUCCCCGAAUGUCCGAAACGCAACUGUGGAGCUCAGAUAAGACUCGUGAAGAGGUACCACCAAUUUUUGGAACGCAUUCGACUGAACAUGCGCGAAGCCCAUACGCGCGUUUUCGGUGACUUCGACCAAAUGAGGGAAUCACAUAUGAAGCUCUUCCAACGAUGCCAGUCCGAUCAGACGAUUGCUCCACCUGGAAGAGAGGAAGUGUUGACACUCUUCAAGGACAAAGUACUCGAGUUGAGUAACACGCCGUCUCGCUUCGUACACGAAUAUUUGUCAUCGCUCCUCAGUGUUUUGAACGAUCCCGCUGCGAAUCGCGGGCCCGAUGCUGCCGAACGCUGGAAGAAACUCAUCCGGGGAGGAGGGCUCCAGCUAGAGCGCCUGAGUGACUUUGUACGCUCAGCUCUCGGAGAAACGGCCGCGAAAGCCAUCGCCGUACCUGAAAAGCCUAUUCGUGUGGACGGAUGGGUCGCGUGUGAGAAGAACCACGUUUUCCUGGGCGGAAAGGAUGAGCACUGUCGCGAGUGUAUUCCAGAGGAUCUGAUCGCGGAUAACCUUGGAGAGCUGCAGCUUCAAAAAUCUCCCGGGAGUUCAACGUCUGAUUCCACGGACUCCACUGUUUGAAAUUCUCUCGAGAGGGUUGACAUACUCUUAACAUACUCUUAACAACAAUCGAAAUCUCUCGAGGUCUACAGUCUGCGGGCUAAUAAAUUUUGAGCUCUCAAGUAGGCGUUGCC